AUGCUCCAAGGAGCAGUGAAGUGGCAGCAGGCAGGCAGAUUGAAGCUGAAUACCACAGGACUUGGAUCUCAGCUAGUGGACAGUAUUUUAGUUUCUAAACUUUCAACCAGUGCUCCUUUUGGAAACCAUGAUGUUUUUCAGAAAGGUUUUUCUUGAGUCAAAAAUGAACUUUUGCCAAGUCAUCCUCUUGAAUUAUCAGAAAAAAAUAUUUUCCAGCUCAAUCAUGAUAAAAAUAAUUUUUCCACCCUGAGAAAUAUCCAAGGCCUAUAUGCUCCCCUGAAGUUACAGAAGGAAUUCAAGGCAGUGAAACAGGCCCAGCAUCUUCCAUUUCUUCAGAGUUUGAACCUCUCCCUGGAUAUUUUGAGGGGCAAUGAUGAGAGUAUUGGAUUUGAAAAUAUUCUCAAUGAUCCAUCACAAAAUGAAAUAAUUGGAGAACCAGACAUGAUGAUGUUUACAUUUUCAUGA
This is a messenger RNA of Trichosurus vulpecula (common brushtail), 465 nucleotides long. RefSeq names its product proteasome maturation protein-like. Gene Ontology annotation, cellular component: nucleus; cytoplasm. NCBI's taxonomy places the organism in Eukaryota, Metazoa, Chordata, Mammalia, Diprotodontia, Phalangeridae. The record is from RefSeq and is a predicted model, not a curated record. Gene Ontology annotation, biological process: proteasome assembly.